Messenger RNA from Pyricularia pennisetigena, 1455 nucleotides. RefSeq lists its product as uncharacterized. The record is from RefSeq and is a predicted model, not a curated record. The transcript has 3 exons. NCBI's taxonomy places the organism in Eukaryota, Fungi, Ascomycota, Sordariomycetes, Magnaporthales, Pyriculariaceae. The coding region runs from base 1 to 1455 and encodes 484 amino acids. Gene Ontology annotation, cellular component: membrane; oligosaccharyltransferase complex.
AUGAAGCUCUGGACAGCCAUCCCGGCUGCGCUGUCGCUCCUCAGCUUCGCGACGGCAAGCUCCGUUCGCCUUCCUUCGACCUUCAAACCACCUCAAGUAUUCAAGAACGUCAACUUGGUUCAUGUCAUAUCGCUAGAGAAGAUAUAUGUCAAGGAGCAGGUCAACGUCCUGAUUGAGAACAUCGCCAGCACUCCUCAGGAUGAGUACUUCUUCCCGUUCACGGUCGACGAGCUGUCACGGGUUGGUGGGUUCGAGGUGAAGGACCGUAAGAACGACGACGCAGGCCCUUUUACAGUCGAAGCAGUUGAGUUUGACCCGAAAAGCGACCUGCAGUACUACCGGAUACGACUGCCCACCCCGCUCAAAGCUGGAGGUCAGCAGACUUUGGGAAUCACCUACAACAUCCUGAAGGCGCUUAGGCCGCUGCCUGCGCAAGUGGCCCAGGACGGGAGCCAGUUCCUUGCGUACCGCUUCUCUGCGUACUGUCCGUCAGUCUAUGUCACAUCGAAGCAAAAGACAGAAGUCAAGUUCUCUUCGCCUAAUGUCCCCGAUUACACAAAACUUCCCUCUGUCGAUGGCGACAAGCCCAACCCGGCAAAGCAGGGCUCCAAGCUCACCUACGGCCCCUUCGAUGAGAAGCCUGCCGGUGCUUUCGAGCCGGUCCAGGUUAGGUUCGAGUUCACCAAACCCGUGACUCACAUUGCCCGCCUGGAGCGGGAUAUCGAGGUCAGCCACUGGGGCGGUAAUGUUGCUUUCGAGGAGCGUUACACUCUUUUCAACAUGGGCGCCAACCUUAGCUCGCAGUUCAGCCGCGUCAAGUGGGCCACCCAAAGCUACCACAACUCUCCCACACAUGCUCUCAAGGAAAUCAAGUUCCCUCUUCGUGUGGGAAGUUCCGACGUGUACUACUAUGACGUGAUCGGUAAUGUCUCUACCUCGAGAUUCCGCAGCAACAAGCGGGAAGCCCUUCUGGAGGUGAAGCCGCGUUACCCCAUCUUUGGUGGUUGGAGGUUCCCUUUUACCAUCGGAUGGAAUGCGGAUGCCAAGAAUUUUGUGCGCCGUGCUAGCGGAGGUCAAUACGUGCUCAAUGUGCCUUUUCUGGAGGGACCUAAGCAGCCCGAAGGUAUCGAGUACAGCCAGGUUCAGCUGCGACUACUGCUUCCCGAGGGAGCCACCAACGUCAAGUACCACACCAAAAUCCCUUCGUCGUCGAUCACGUCGGUUGAGGUUGGAACGCAAAGGACAUACUUGGAUACAAUCGGAAGGACAUCUUUGGUGAUCACAGCGCACAAUCUCAUCGAUGAGCACCGCGACCGGGAGCUUGUAGUAUCCUACGAUUACUCGUUCAAUGCAAGCUUGCGGAAGCCCUUGGUGAUCUUUACGAGCUUGAUGGGCGUUUUUGCGCUUGUCUGGGCUGCAGGCCAAGUCGAAACCAAGUUUUCUUACAAGAAGUAG